UUCGAGUAAACCACAGCUUAUUCGGUGCUCGAGAUGACAUAGUGCUAUUGUGUACAAUAAAAGAAAAAUACAAUAGUCGAAUAAACACUCUAUCUUAGUCGAAAUGGCGCCGAAAGAAAGAGACUACUUAGAAAUCGCUCACCAAAGGGCUAUAGAGAAAAAGACUCACGUCAGCUUUCCCCAACUAAAAUAUCCUUCUCUGAGAGAUGAGGGAUUUAAAGACCCGGUGCAAUGGCUAACAGGAAAAGCUAUGGACGAUGGUGCUGAAGGGCUAUGGAGGGUCCACAAUGGACUGUACGAUUUAGAAAGCUUCAUCGAUAGACAUCCAGGUGGGGCGGAAUGGCUGGAGCUGACUAAGAACACAGACAUUACCGAAGCAUUUGAAUCUCACCACAUAGGGCAUACCGCUGAAAAGAUGCUCGAAAAAUUCUACAUAAGGGACGCAAAAACGCCAAGAAACUCACCAUUUACUUUCAAAGAGGAUGGUUUCUUCCGAACUUUAAAGAACGGUGUUCGAGAGGAACUGAAAAAAAUAGGCAACAACGUUCCUAAUCAAUCCGACAGAAUCAUAGACGGUCUGUUCCUCACUCUUCUAAUAUCCUCGUCAUUGUCAUGCUGGUUGAGGAACUACUGGCUUGUGAUGGCUUCGUACGUGGUUGCGUCAAUGUCCAUGGCCUGGGUGGUGGUUGCAGCACACAACUAUAUACAUAGAAAGACGAAUUGGAGGAUGUACUUGUUCAAUGUAGGACUAUGGUCGUACAGAGAUUUUAGAAUAUCGCACGCACUUUCUCAUCAUCUUUAUCCGAAUACCCUGAUGGAUCUGGAAGUGAGCGCUUUCGAGCCAAUCAUCCAGUGGAAUCCUAGAGACAAGACGAUGUUAGCGAAAUGCGCUUUUAUUAUUGAACAACUCGCAUUCCCAUUUGUCUUCCCUAUGAACUUUGUGAAGAAAUUUUUGUUGAAUUUCGUUCGUAAGGACUUCUUUAAGAAGCAUUACCGCUGGCAUGAAGCUGUUGGCUUCCUCAUUCCCCUCUGGAUGUAUAUUUCCACUGGAGAGAGUUUCUACCACGUGUUGACAUCGUGGUUGUGGAUACUCUGUACGGCCAGUUUCAUUUUCUUCACCAUCGGCUCUAAUGCUGCUCAUCAUCAUCCAAAGAUUUUCAAAGAUGGCGACGAAGUACCUGAAGAAACUAUCGACUGGGGCAUGCACGAACUUCAGGCUGUAAUGGACCGUGUAGACAUCAACGACAGUCACUUCAAAGUGAUGACUUUCUUCGGUCAUCACGCCUUACAUCACCUCUUCCCCACUCUCGAUCACGCGAUACUGAAACAAUUGUAUCCGGUGUUUCUAGAAAAUUGCGAAAAAUUCAGAGCCAACUUCCGACAGACUUCGUCCUUCGAUCUCUUUAUUGGACAGAUUCAAAUGAGUGUAAAAACAAAGCCGACGCUCUUGAGCCAAUAAAUAAAAGCCGAGUUAUAAAAUGAAUCCCGAGGAAAAAGUUUUAUCGAGUGUUGUUACAUUUCAACAGCAAUUUGAAGACAAUUUCAUCUCGUUCAUGUAUAUUGUUAUUUGUUAUUGAGUAUUGUUUUAAUAAAUUUCAAUACAUA
This is a messenger RNA of Aricia agestis (brown argus), 1605 nucleotides long. Its product is annotated as cytochrome b5-related protein-like. The coding region runs from base 104 to 1459 and encodes 451 amino acids. The record is from RefSeq and is a predicted model, not a curated record. Gene Ontology annotation, molecular function: heme binding. Gene Ontology annotation, cellular component: mitochondrion. NCBI's taxonomy places the organism in Eukaryota, Metazoa, Arthropoda, Insecta, Lepidoptera, Lycaenidae. The transcript has 5 exons. Gene Ontology annotation, biological process: lipid metabolic process.